Messenger RNA from Anthonomus grandis grandis, 1630 nucleotides. RefSeq lists its product as uncharacterized. Gene Ontology annotation, molecular function: sodium channel regulator activity. NCBI's taxonomy places the organism in Eukaryota, Metazoa, Arthropoda, Insecta, Coleoptera, Curculionidae. The coding region runs from base 118 to 1473 and encodes 451 amino acids. The transcript has 2 exons. The record is from RefSeq and is a predicted model, not a curated record. Gene Ontology annotation, biological process: regulation of sodium ion transport.
CUGGCUAGCAAGGCAACUGCUGACGGCGCUGUAUUUGAAAACUGGGGAAAGUCCGCAGUGAGAUUCGUGUUGACUAUCAAGCUCAGAAUGGUUUACUGAAAAUUAAAUAAAUCCGUGAUGCCGAAAAAAAAGCCUACUCCCGUUGAAGAUCUUUUGAUACCUCCUCAAGAUAAUCGAAUAUGUGGUACAAUAUGCCUUUGUCAAAUGACCCUUGUAUUAAGCAGUGUAGCAAUAGUGUAUCUUACAGUGGCUAUAUAUGUGCCAUCAACCCGAGCAUUUCAAUCAGGAAUAUCGGAACACCCAGUUAUGUGCACCACCGUUCGAGCUGUGACAGUGGAAACGUGCGAUUGGGGAUCCUGCGGCGAAUGGUGUCUUAGCAAAACAUCAGGUUCUUGCAUCCAGAUUUAUGUAAAUCUUAGAAGGAAUGGUUCAAAUUUACUGUUAGCUAACUGCACUAACAUUGCCCAAAAAUUUUGUUACGGAAAAGACCAGGAAGUAGCUAAGAAGAACCGAUGCAUCGCAGAUGAAUGCAAGAAUCUGACGGGAACUUUUAAUUGUACCACUGGGACAUGUAUAGAUAUAACGGACUCAUUUGAAUGUGUUUACAAAGAUACAGACCCACCCCUUAAGUGCUCCGGGCGAAGAGGUAAAAUAACUUGCAUAGAUCUACACGGUCUCUAUAAUUGCAAUAGGGGAACUUGCGAAAGAAUACGCUCGCCAUAUAAUUGCGAUAGGCAAUGUGGUGAUAUUCCAACUAGGAAUAAAAAUGUGAUUAUGAUGAGUGGAGAUGAAGUCUACUUAUCCCAAUGCCAUAGCUGUAUUGACCUUGAUUCUGGAAAGGAGGUAUGGAAUGAAUCCGAAGAAAAUAUUGUGAUGGCUUCGUGUCUUAGUGUCACAAAUACAAGUAGAGGUUUGGAGGCCACUGACUGUAUAAAUGGAAGUUUACUAGCUACCAAUGUGUUAUCUGAUAUGGCUAACUUUACUUAUCUUAGCUACUUAAGCAUAUUUAAUACAGUAAUUUUGGAUAAAGAACGGAAAGUGGCACCACCAGAGCCGGAUCUUUUAAUAGCCAAUGAUAGCAAGCUUUUAAUUAAUUUAGAAGGAUGUGUUAAUACCCUGCGAGAUGAAUGUAAGGAUUUUUUAAAAGUGUAUGGCAAAGAUGGUACUGACCAUAAUGCAAGAGCUAGGUUUCCUUGUUUUUAUUCUACUGACAAUACAGAAAUCGUGGUAGCUAGAUUUGACCUUGCUACAACGACCCAACAGUUUAUAAUAGCCUCUCUCUUACCAUCUACACUAUUUGUAGUAUCCUGUCUUACCUUAAUAUUUUGUCAGCGAACUGUAGUUGUUGGAGAUGAUGCAAAAAUGCGUUUUCAGGGAUGUACUAAGCCUGAAGCGGAAUCUGGCGUGGAAAAGUCAUUAUCUGCUAACAAUAUAAACGAUAGAGGAGGAGGAAAUUCUAUAAUGGCGCUUUGAGAUCAGCAACGCGUUCCCCUCUUGUUGGAUCGAGACUGAUGAAGUCGGUAGUUGGACCAAAUAGUUGCCUCCAUCUGGACGGGGAAGGCGUCAGUUUUGGAUUUUAAAGUCACAUUUUUCACAUUUCCUCAAAUUAAGAAUUGACCGACAUGACCAG